CCCAGACAGGAUUUAUACCUGACUCAUUCCCACUGUCCCUCAUAUCCACCUGAUGAUAGUUGAGCUCUAUGGAUAAACACUGCGAUUUCCAAUAUUAACGACCGCCAUGGCCGACAAGAACUCCGCUAUAGCCGGGGAGGAGCCCCCUUCUGUCGCAGGCCUUUCAAUUGCUGGUACUUCAGAGGCACCGGCCGCCGGCGCUGUCGAGCAGCAAAUCGACCCGUGGUCCGUCAGUGCAGGGCAAGAUGCCGAAGGCAAUGUUCUCGCGUUCGACUACCCGGCCAUUUCCAACAGAAAAUGGAAUACGAAGCUCAUUGACCAGGCGAUCCUCGAGCGAUUCGAACGAGUGACGGGACAUCGACCCCACCGUUGGCUCCGUCGGGGGCUGUUCUUCAGUCAUCGAGACCUGGAUAAAAUCCUCGACACGUAUGAGAAGGGGAAGGACUUCUUCCUCUACACCGGACGGGGCCCGAGUAGCGACAACAUCCACAUCGGCCACACCAUCCCGUUCGAGUUCACCAAAUGGCUGCAGGAUGUCUUCGACGUCCCGCUAGUCAUCAUGUUGACGGAUGAUGAGAAGGCACUGUUCCGGGAAGACCUGACGAUCGAGCAGACCAUGAAAUUUUCUAUAGAGAACGCAAAGGAUAUUCUGGCGCUGGGGUUUGAUGUCAAAAAGACGUUUAUCUACAGCGACUUGAAGUUCUACGGCAAUGGGGGGUCGCAUAUGCUUUGGAAUGCAUUUGAGUUCUCCAAACUCAUUCCCUUCAAUCAGGUUCGAGGAGCAUUCGGGUUCGACGGCAGCACCAACACUGGCCGAAUUUUCUUCCCCAAUUUCCAAUGCGUGGCCGCCUUCGCAACCUCCUACCCUUUCAUCUGGGGUGACGACGUCAACUCCCCCAUCCGGUCCAAGAAAACCGCCGCGAUCCCAUGUCUGAUCCCGUGCGCCAUUGACCAAGACCCCUACUUCCGCCUCGUCCGCGACAACUCGUUGCGCAUGAAGAACCCCUCCCCGAAGCCGGCGCUCAUCCACUCCAAGUUCCUCACCGCCCUCCAGGGUCCCGGCGGCAAGAUGUCCGCCUCCAACCCCAACAGCGCCAUCUUCAUGAGCGACAAGCCCAAGGAGAUCCAGAAGAAGAUCAACAAGUAUGCGUUUUCGGGCGGGCAGGAGACCGUAGAGCUGCAUCGCGAGCUGGGGGGGAAUCCGGAUGUCGAUGUUGCGUAUCAGUACCUGACGUAUUUCGAGGACGACGAUGAGAAGCUGGAUAAAAUCUAUGCGGCGUACAAAUCGGGCGAGAUGCUAACGGGUGAGCUGAAGAAGGAGUGCAUCAAUCUUAUGCAGGCGUAUGUGAAGGGGUUCCAGGAACGGCGCACCCAGGUGACGGAUGAGGUGUUGGAGCAAUACAUGAAGCCGCGGAAACUUGAGUGGCUUGGGAAGAAAGGGAAGAGUGCUCCGCCUGCCGAGACCUAGGCGCUUGAGACGUUUAUGAGACGAACCUCAGCAACCAACUGUCGUGCCCUACUGUAUUUUCGCAGGGGCUUGCUCCCGAGACGAAGUGCGAGUGUAAGACAUAAAUCUCGGAAAGCCUGUGGAUACCGCAGUGGUCGUCUACAGAGAGGGAACACUAGCCUCACGCCCCAAAAAGAUAGAUGAUUAUGGAUUAUGAACGUUCAAGCCCUGCAUAAUUUGUAUUUACAAGAUUCUAGCCUAUGCUUUGUAAAUUCUAUAGGCUAGCAGUGGCUAGUUUACCCCGAACCUGCAAAGGAUCACUCUCGCUUCCAACCUUCACGU
Molecule: messenger RNA, 1789 nt
Organism: Eremomyces bilateralis CBS 781.70
Lineage: Eukaryota; Fungi; Ascomycota; Dothideomycetes; Eremomycetales; Eremomycetaceae
Product: tryptophanyl-tRNA synthetase
Exons: 3
Coding region: 107-1468 (453 amino acids)
Biological process (GO): tryptophanyl-tRNA aminoacylation
Cellular component (GO): cytoplasm
Molecular function (GO): ATP binding; tryptophan-tRNA ligase activity
Source: RefSeq, a predicted model, not a curated record